AUGUCUUCACGAAAACGCUCGUCUCAUCUUUAUACUACGGUAUGCUUACUCUUUAUCCGUUUUCGCCUCACAAAAACCUAUUCGCCCACUUCAUCUCGAUACUCCUCGACAUCGUCAUCCCCACGCGCCUCCCCACUCCCGUCCUUGCUUGCCUCCCCACCCUCUCGUUGCUCUCCUCCCUCUGGCUGCAUCUCUCGAUCCGCAGCGUCUACCUCCUGCAAACCAACGUCCAUCACUUGCUCUCCCAGCGUCCCCUCCAGCCCUAAUUCAAUGCCUAAAGGAUAA
Molecule: messenger RNA, 285 nt
Organism: Chondrus crispus (carragheen)
Lineage: Eukaryota; Rhodophyta; Florideophyceae; Gigartinales; Gigartinaceae
Exons: 1
Coding region: 1-285 (94 amino acids)
Source: RefSeq, a predicted model, not a curated record